AAUCUUGAUCGUCGGUCGCCAUCCGCGGCAGUCGCACUUUCGUUACGCGUUCGCAACCUCGUGUCAGAAGACUAGAUGAAAAUAUAGACUUUGUUGUACACUGAUAUUUAUGGAUAUGUCGACAUUCAUAUAGCCCUGAUUGAUUGUUUUGUGACAAUUUGCCAGGAUUACAAAUGGGUCGAAUCUGCCGCAAGCGUCAAAUCCGAAGAGACAACAUGGCGGUGCCAGCAAAACAGUACGGGCUCAUCCUGCCUCAGAAAAAAUGCCUGACCAAGCCAACGCGUCCCCAGAAACUUUCUGUGUUUGGCGACGACUCCGACGAUGAGGCGUCUGUUGGCGAGAGUCUGCAAAAAGAAGCAGCUAAGAAGAAGACGAUGAGGCAGACUCAGCUGGAGAUGAAGAAGGCCCUGGAGGAGGACAGCACCGUGUACGACUAUGACGCCGUCUAUGAUGAGAUCCAAAGACAAAGGCUGGACAACAGUAAAAAAGUUUUGUCGGGGGCAGACAAGAAGCCCAAGUACAUCCAUCAGCUGAUGAAGGCAGUGAAUAGCCGCAAGAAGGAGCAGGAACGCAGAGAGGAGCGGAAGAUCCAGAAGGAGCGCGAGGCCGAGGGCGACCAGUUCGCCGACAAGGAGGCCUACGUCACCUCGGCCUACAAACGCAAGCUCCAGGAACAGAAGGACGAAGAGGAGCGUGAGAGGCGCCAGGCCGCCAUUGAAGCUGCGUUGGACGUGAGGAAGCAAAAAGAUCUGAGCGGUUUCUACAGACAUCUUCUCAACCAGACAGUCGGAGAGGAAGCCAUCCCGGAACGCUUGGCCAACAAAAGUGAGAAGUCAGACGACGGGAAGCUUCCAGACACAACCCAAGAGAGAGACAUCACCCCAAGUCCCGGAAGCGACGGAGAGGAAGCUCGCGAGAAGCAGCCUGGUUUCAGCAAGACGCCCUCCUCUUCGCAUUCCAAACGCCAUUACAGACGCAGGUCAGCAUCGUCGGGAAGCGACGGCGAGCGGGACGCGCGCGGGAAGCGAGAGCCGGAGGACGAGCGGAGGGACCGAGACGGCCAGAGUCAAAGAAGCAGACGCCGAGACGGACCGAGGGAAAAAGACGGCGAGGGGAAGUCGCGCAAAGACUCGGUGGGAGAGGAAGAGAAGCCGAGGAAGGAGGAAGGCCAAACGCAGGAGACCAAAGUCGGCAAGUUUGCCAAACGUUCCGACGAGCAGACCCUAAGCUCAGCCAGAGAUCGAUACCUCGCCCGCCAGAUGGCGCGCUCGGCCUCCAAGAGCUACAUCGAACGCGAUGACGACUGUAAAAUCAACAUCGACAACAUCAAUAUUGCCUCGUCUGGAAGUCAUUGUUUAUUUCCCUCACCAGCUGCGUUGGACGUGAGGAAGCAAAAAGAUCUGAGCGGUUUCUACAGACAUCUUCUCAACCAGACAGUCGGAGAGGAAGCCAUCCCGGAACGCUUGGCCAACAAAAGUGAGAAGUCAGACGACGGGAAGCUUCCAGACACAACCCAAGAGAGAGACAUCACCCCAAGUCCCGGAAGCGACGGAGAGGAAGCUCGCGAGAAGCAGCCUGGUUUCAGCAAGACGCCCUCCUCUUCGCAUUCCAAACGCCAUUACAGACGCAGGUCAGCAUCGUCGGGAAGCGACGGCGAGCGGGACGCGCGCGGGAAGCGAGAGCCGGAGGACGAGCGGAGGGACCGAGACGGCCAGAGUCAAAGAAGCAGACGCCGAGACGGACCGAGGGAAAAAGACGGCGAGGGGAAGUCGCGCAAAGACUCGGUGGGAGAGGAAGAGAAGCCGAGGAAGGAGGAAGGCCAAACGCAGGAGACCAAAGUCGGCAAGUUUGCCAAACGUUCCGACGAGCAGACCCUAAGCUCAGCCAGAGAUCGAUACCUCGCCCGCCAGAUGGCGCGCUCGGCCUCCAAGAGCUACAUCGAACGCGAUGACGACUGACGGGGAGCGCCGCCCCCGUCCGCCAAUCGAGCAACAAUACGACGACCCGCUGUACGAGUGCGCUGCCCGUGAAUCUUGUCAAAAUGGCAACUUGUCUACAUUGUAUCAGGAAGUAAAAUCAACAUCGACAACAUCAA
This is a messenger RNA of Hippocampus comes (tiger tail seahorse), 2095 nucleotides long. It is a transcript of the gene nsrp1, whose product is annotated as nuclear speckle splicing regulatory protein 1. Bases 174 to 1958 code for a protein of 594 amino acids. Gene Ontology annotation, biological process: regulation of alternative mRNA splicing, via spliceosome. Lineage: Eukaryota; Metazoa; Chordata; Actinopteri; Syngnathiformes; Syngnathidae. The record is from RefSeq and is a predicted model, not a curated record. The transcript is spliced from 10 exons.